CAAAGCUUGUUAUCCUUAGUGUAACAUUUAAAAGAAUCUGGGCCUAAUCCCAGGAAAACUGAGGAAUGAUCUCAGACAGCUUCAUUUUCUAAGGACCUUUCUGAAGGCCUAAGAACUGAAAUGGAGGUGUUGUAUAGGUUUGUAUUUUAUUUAAUUACAAGAGAGGAAGGCUUGAUUAUAACAGACGUUGUUUAAAACAGCAUCAUGUAGCCCAAGCUGGUCUCAAGAUCACUAUGUAGCCAAGAGUGUCCACCAACUGACACUCUCCUCCCUGCACCUCAGUCCUCAUCCUCCUGUCUUUGUGUCUCCAGAAGGUGCUGGGAGUGUGCACAUGUGCCAUCAUGCCUAGCUAAUUAUAACAGGACUCUGAGGACUGAGAUGUGGCUCAGUGGUAGAGUGCUUGCCUAGUACAGAUAAUGCCUAGUAUGGACAAGAUCCUAAUUAAGUAAUGAAGAGAUUGGCAGCCAGGGAAAGCAGGGUGGAACUUUCCACUGUGCUUGUUUCUAGCGUGGGAUGGGAGUAGGCAAAGUGCUACCAUCUGUUUUUAUUUUUUGGGUUCUUGUAACAGAUGCCCUGGUACCCUGCAUUGUAUCCUUAAUUAACCAGUGAUUUAAACCAAAACUAAGAUUUUUUUGUAGCCUGAGCCUUACCAGACCUAUUUUUUUUUUUUUUUUUGUCUCAGCUGUUAGGUGUCCACCAAGGGAAGGGACCCCUCCUCCCAGUCUUCAACCAGCAGCAAUAGCUAAGCAUGGAGCCUCCAGGGACCCCCUCCCCAGCAGUCACUUCCUUCUUUGGGGAGGAUAUGAAAACCCAGCACAUAAUUGGCACAAAAAGACAACACUCAGGCAUCUGUUAUGCACCUGAAGCCACACUGGAGACUCCAGAAGAAAGAGCACCCUCUUGAAGUCAGCAGGGACACACUAAGAACGCCUAUGAGCCACCAAAACACUGUCAGUGAUGAAAAGGGCAAAGCUAGCUACAUGAAACCACCUGUCUUCCCUUCAGCCUCCUUUGUCAAAGCAGCAUCUAGAAAACCUUUUGGGAUCCUUUCUCCAAAUGUUCUAUGCAGUAUGAGUGGGAAGAACCCUGUGGAGAACAGCUUGAAUGUUAAAGUCAAAAAGAAUGUGCCGCCUGCAACAGUACACCAGAGUGAGGAAGAAGGACUACCUGGGAGCUGCGCUAUUGUCAAGCCUGGAAAUACGAAGGAGAAAAUCGCAUUCUUUGCAGCCCACCAGUGUAGCAAUAGGAUAGGAUCUAUGAAAAUAAAAAGUUCCUGGGAUAUUGAUGGGAGGGCUACUAAAAGAAGGAAAAAAUCAGGGGAUCUUAAGAAAGCCAAGGUACAGUUAGAAAUGAUGAGAGAGAUCAACAGCCAGUGCUACCAGCCGGAGCCAUUUGCAUGUGGCAUUGAGCACUGUUCUGUGCAUUAUGUGAGUGACAGUGGGGACAGUGUCUGUAGUGGGAGGCCUCUGUCAGUGAUACAGAUGGUUGCCUUCCUUGAGCAGAGAGCCACUGCUCUCCUAGCUAGCUGCGUGAAAAACUGCACAAAUCCGCCUGCCAUUGUGAAGAUUUCUGGCCAGCCCCGAAGUGUGCCACCUGCACCUGAGCCCUUCUCUAAUCCAGGAACUUGUGAAGAACCCACGGAAAGAGAAAAUCCUGAGUCUGGCAGAUCACAGAGUGAACCAGUCCGCGUCCUUGACAUGGUAGCCAGGUUGGAGUCUGAGUGCCUAAAGCAUCAGGGUCAGCGAGAACCUGGGAGCUUGUCACGGAAUAACAGCUUCCGGCGAAGUGUGGGCAGGGUGUUGCUCACGAAUGGCUCUCAGGCCAGUGACAAAAGUGAAGAGGGGUCUGCAGACACACCCGACACCCAGGUGCACCCCACACAGUCGGUGUCUGUGGGAGCAGGACCGUCGGAAACUGACCAUUCUGCAGGGGACCAGGCCUGGGACAGUACCUCUCAGAGCUGUUCCUCAUUGCCAGUAGGCGUGAGCUUCCACAAGGACAGCACAGAAUUAGAGCCAAGUCAGCAGACAACUGUGGAGAACUCCAACCGGAAUGACAUAGAAAUGACAGAUGAAUUUGAUGGAUUGCCCUUUUCUCCUCAUACCUAUCUCCAAGCCACCGAAUUGUCCACAGAUGCUGUCAGUUGUGUGAGUAGAGAGCUUGUAGCACUCCCAAAGCACCAUGCUGAUCAGAGAAAAGAACCUUUGUGCAUCAGCAUUGCCGUGUGCACGGUGGAGAGGGAGCAGCCUUCUGCUAGAGACUCCCUUGAAGAGCCUCUUCCCGGCAUGUUGUUUUUUCUGUCACCUGGACGGGACCAGCAAGAGUGCUCCCAGCUGAAUGAACACACAGCACAAGAGGCUUCAGAGGCCAGUAAGCCUCAAGAUGCUGCUGAGGGCAAUAGUGCCUGUGAGGAAAAAGAUGGUUCUGCGGAGCCACUCAUCCCAGCAGCCCCUGGGGGGGAAAGUACAUUACCGGUGCUUGAGGUGUCCAGCUGGAAGAAGCCCGUGUCUCAGGACUUCCUGGAGACCAGGUUUAAAAUCCAGCAGCUCCUGGAGCCUCAGCAGUAUAUGGCAUGCCUGCCUCACCACAUCAUGGUGAAAAUCUUCAGGUUACUCCCCACCCUGAGUUUAGCGAUUCUUAAAUGUACCUGCCGCUACUUUAAGUCCAUCAUUGAAUACUACAACAUCAGGCCAGCAGACUCUCGGUGGGUCCGAGAUCCUCGCUAUAGAGAAGACCCUUGCAAGCAAUGCAAGAAAAAGUAUGUGAAAGGGGAUGUGUCCCUGUGUCGGUGGCACCCCAAACCCUAUUGCCAGGCAUUGCCGUAUGGGCCUGGGUACUGGAUGUGCUGCCACCAGUCUCAGAAGGGCUUUCCCGGCUGUAAGCUAGGCCUUCAUGACAAUCACUGGUUACCUGCCUGCCACAGCUUUAACCGGGCGAUCCAUAAGAAAGCAAGAGGGAGCGAGGCAGAAGAGGAGUACUGAUGUCCACGGGAGAGGCGAAGGGACCGUGAAACGCCUGCGUCAACCCUCAGGUGUGUGCGGCCUCAUCCCCAGCUGUUCAGGACUCUGCUCCGCUCAGACUGCCAUUACUCAGGCUUUUAUCUGUUUACCAGCUGUUCAAGAAAUUAGCUCCAUGCUUGUCUGUAGUGGUGCCUCACAUUUAACCCACCCAGCUGUGAAGAACUCUGCCCAUUUUCCUCCAUUUGGACACUCAGAGGUCACCAGGCAGUCCCCACAAGAGGAUCCUGCAAUGUCCCAGCACUGGCUCUGUAUCUGAAGUGAGUGAAGUGAGGAAACCUUUGAGAAUUAUGCCUAAAAAAGAAAAAAAACGUAGGCACCUUACCUUAGACCUUGUAUGCUUGAUGCUGUGAGAAUGUUUGGCGAUGGGUCUGCCCUGUGGUGUUUACAGUGUAUAUAAUGGUUGUGUUUCAUAGGGCUGUGAAAGUGCACAGUGAACCGAGCGCCUUGACCUGCACAUGAGUGCUUUGGCCCCUCUGUAAAUAAUGUGAUUAAAAUCCAGUAUUGUAUAUUAUGGACAGCUAACUAAACAUAUUCACCAGAAUAAGACAAUAUCAUAUAAUAGAUUAAAAUGUUGUGCAUCCUUUU
Meriones unguiculatus (Mongolian gerbil) is the source of this 3605-nucleotide messenger RNA. It is a transcript of the gene Fbxo34, whose product is annotated as F-box protein 34. Bases 855 to 2981 code for a protein of 708 amino acids. The record is from RefSeq and is a predicted model, not a curated record. The transcript has 3 exons. Gene Ontology annotation, molecular function: protein binding. NCBI's taxonomy places the organism in Eukaryota, Metazoa, Chordata, Mammalia, Rodentia, Muridae.